AUGUCUAAUUCAAGGAUCUUGUACACGCCUACCAAAUCGGGAUUGCCAAAUUCUGAAGGCUUAGAAAGAGGUGCUGGGAACGUUGAAAAAGCCGUCCCUAUUGUGCGGAGAUUAGAGAAUGUGGCCAGUUUGGACCUUCAAUCUGCGAAUCCAGCCAAGUCCAACACUAUCAUAACUAUGAACAAUUCAUCGGAAGAUCUUGAAAGGUUCCUCAUGCUCCAUGGGACGAUGCCAGUUGAAAGUGACCCUGACGUCCGCGUCCUCAUCCGAGGCGUUCUUGUCGGUACUUACGAUGCGUAUUUGUCCCUGAAGGCUUGCAUUAAGGGAUAG
Letharia lupina is the source of this 330-nucleotide messenger RNA. RefSeq lists its product as uncharacterized. Lineage: Eukaryota; Fungi; Ascomycota; Lecanoromycetes; Lecanorales; Parmeliaceae. The record is from RefSeq and is a predicted model, not a curated record. The transcript has 2 exons. Bases 1 to 330 code for a protein of 109 amino acids.